AAAGAGGAAGAUGAGGAAAAGAAAAGGGAAAUGGGAAGGUGGUUGAACUCCCACCUUAAACACCGGUGCAAAGUUGGCGUACAUCCAAUAAAGAAAGAUCUGCCUUCCAAUGUGAGGCUACAUUCAUGAAACAACAAUCUCUUUUCUACUUUAUUUUCCAUUUCACCACCAUUAACUUCAUCACAUUCUUCAAUUUCCAAAUUUUCGGACAAAUUCUGUGUAGGAGUUUUGUUCAGAUGAAAUUUCUUGUGUCCACAUGCAUUUUUGUGAGGUCAUAGAGCUUUUCAACCACAAGUUGAUUCCUUCUGCUAACCAUUCACAAUCUAUGAAAUUGUUUGUGCACAAUGUUUAAGUCGCAAUAUAUUGAUGGGCACAAAGAAAAAUUUGUGAGGUUGGAUGACCUUGAUUCUAGGUUAUCCUUUAAAUCAGAUAUGGCGGGAGUGACAAAAUGUGGGUUUAGUUUAGAGGGAUUGAAUCCUGGUGGACGCUCUAAAAACUCAUCAAAGUCAAUUAAGUUGGGUAUGAUAAGAGGGUCUGAAGGACUAAUGACAUUUGGUCGUUCACUAAAGUCUGGAGUUACACGAGCUGUGUUCUCGGAGGAUCUCAAAGUCUCUGAACAAAAGAUAUUUGAUCCUCAAGACAAGUCUCUACUAUUCUGGAAUAGGCUUUUGGUUAUAUCAUGUAUAUUUUCCGUAUCAGUUGAUCCUCUUUUUCUCUAUCUUCUUGUGUUCAAGAGUGAAGAUGGUUGUCUUCGUUUAGAUACAAGUUUAGCCUAUACUACUACCACUCUACGGACAAUUAUUGAUUCAUUUUACAUUAUCCGAAUGAUUCUUCAAUUCCGCACGGCUUAUAUUGCUCCCUCAUCUCGGGUAUUUGGUCGAGGCGAACUUGUAAUAGAUCCUAAACAAAUAGCCAGUAGAUACAUACAUCGUUACUUUACAGUUGAUCUUCUUUCGAUUCUUCCUAUACCCCAGAUUGUUGUCUGGAGAUUCCUUCAUGGAUUAAAAGGUUCAGAUGUAUUGGCCACAAAAAGAGCUCUUGUAGUCAUUGUCAUUCUUCAGUACAUUCCUCGAUUUUUAAGAUUUGUACCUUUAAAUUCGGAGUUGAAAAAGACGGCCGGUGUGUUUGCUGAAACCGCAUGGGCAGGUGCUGCAUAUUACAUGCUAUGGUUUGCUCUUGCUAGUCAUAUAUUUGGGGCCUUCUGGUACCUGCUAGCCGUGGAACGUAAAGAUGCGUGUUGGCAGAAGGCAUGUAAAGACAAUGAAGAGUGUAAUUCAAAAUUUUCUCUAUUGUAUUGUAUGCGUGAAGGAGAAGGGAAGAUAGAUAUGGUGGCCUGGAGAAAGAUCACCCAAGAAGUUCUUGAAAAAAAUUGUGUUGUUGGUAAUGGUUCACCAUUUAAUUAUGGAAUAUAUGAAAAAGCCGUGUCAUCGGGUGUUGUCGACUCUAACAAUUUCAUUUCUAAAUAUUGCUAUUGUUUGUGGUGGGGCCUACAAAAUCUAAGUACUUUGGGUCAGGGGCUUCAAACAAGCACAUAUCCUCUUGAGGUUCUUUUUUCAAUAGCAUUGGCCAUUCUUGGUCUCCUCUUAUUUGCUCUUCUUAUUGGAAACAUGCAGACCUAUCUUCAAUCUAUAACAGUUCGGCUUGAAGAGAUGAGGAUAAAAAGAAGCGACUCUGAGCAAUGGAUGCAUCACAGAGUAUUGCCACCUCAACUCAGGGAACGAGUUCGCCGUUAUGAACAAUACAAAUGGUUGGAAACAAGAGGAGUCGAUGAAGAGGGUCUCGUCCAAAAUUUACCAAAAGACCUUAGGCGGGAAAUCAAACGACAUCUCUGUAUGAACUUAGUUCGAAAGGUCCCCCUAUUUGCAAACAUAGAUGAGAGGCUGCUUGAUGCAAUAUGCGAGCGGCUGAAGCCAAGCCUAUACACGAAAGAUACAUAUGUUGUGCGUGAAGGGGAUCCGACCGUUGAGAUGCUCUUCAUCAUUCGAGGUCGAUUGGAGAGUGUGACGACUGACGGUGGGAGAAGCGGUUUCUUGAACACGGGCAUCCUACAAGAGAGUGACUUUUGUGGAGAGGAGUUGCUGACCUGGGCGCUGGAUCCGAAAGCAGGUUCUAACCUGCCGCCCUCAACCCGUACUGUCAAGGCCUUGACGGAUGUGGAAGCGUUUGCACUAAUAGCCGAUGAGGUGAGGUUCAUCACCACUCAAUUCAAACGAAUUCACAGUCGGCAAGUUCAACACACUUUUCGAUUUUACUCGCAACAAUGGAGGACUUGGGCGGCUAUCUUCAUUCAAGCAGCAUGGCGCCGCCAUGUGAAGAGGAAAAUCAUACAGGUGCUUAGUUCGAGUGAUGAAGAGAAUGAUGAGGCAGCCAUGGUAUCAAUGAAUGAUGAGGAAUAUGACCAUGACGAUGAUGAAACUACUGCAUUAUUAAUUAAACGUAACUAUAGUGGUCAAUCCGGCCAUUUCAUUAUUAAUUAAACUACAGUGGCUAAUCCAUUUGGUUGAGUUUCCAGCCUACACCCAUGUCAUCUUAAAUAUAUAGUAAAGUGCUACUUGUAAUGCU
Cuscuta europaea is the source of this 2562-nucleotide messenger RNA. Lineage: Eukaryota; Viridiplantae; Streptophyta; Magnoliopsida; Solanales; Convolvulaceae. The record is from the annotation of a GenBank genome assembly.